UGUUCCCGGUCAUCGACUCAGCCUGAAAACUUGACAGUCAGAGAGACACACCGUGACUCACCGGCGGUUUUUAAUGCCUGGAUAAAGUAGACUUGCUGCACUGGCGCGUAUGCCUAGUGAUAGUCCACGGUGCCAUCGGGAGUCAGGGUUAGGGAAUCGGCGCACGGGAGUUGCGCACCUUAGCGAGAUACCUCGCCCGUCUGGACCUCGGAAAUCAUGGGCCAAACGCACGCUGGAAACACGGUGACCAGGAGAGUCAAGGAUGAGACUGCGGAUUUACCCCGUCGACGAAUCAAGCUUGCUCACAGACGACAUCGCCUAAUCGCAAGAUGGUCACAGUACGAAAGUUCAUCUGAGGACGACGUUUCCGGGUUGUCUCCCCCUCGAAGCGUGUAUAACAAUGAGUCAGGCUCCAUCGCGCUGAAGAAGUUGCAAAAACUCUCGCAGUCGUACUCGGGUAAACUAGGCUACGGUUCGAAUCCAACUCUGGGAUCUGGGGAUAACUGCGAGGCGUACUCGAUAACGUCUACGGUGGAGCAGUCUGAGGCAAGGUCGUCCCGAAUAAGUGAGACGACUUUCUCCAGCGCCGAGACCUUGGUUGCCGACGACGAGUCCACGCUAAAACGAGUGACCUACCGUUCCAACGAAAUAAUCUUCCGCUCUAGCAGAAGUCUGAACGAGGUGAGCAGCGUCAUCAGGCCGUUGCCUACCGAGGAUAGCGCUGAGGUAAGGGUGGCCGAGGUGAAAAAUUCGCCCGAGUCAGACGUAGGCCCGGAGACAGAGAUGGUUGGAGACGUGGCGAGACUGACCGUGUUAACCGAGGACAUCAACGAGAGUGCCAUCUCAUGGAAGCUGGGUGCAAACGACGAGGAGAAAAGUAGUCCAGAGACAACGGAAACUACACUAAAAGACGGUGUUUCAGUGGAAGUGUCCAGCGUCCCAGAACCGAGCAGCGUUAUUCCGGUUCCCGGCUCCGGAGAUGCGAGCGAGCACGGUAUCACAAUCCCGGCCAAUGCCAUAUUCGGCUCCAGCAAGCGCCGCAAACGCACCCUGGCCGGCCGGAGCCGGUCCUGCAAACUCGCAACUGACGGCAUCACCACAGUGAGUCCGGCUGCCAGUCCGCCCACCGUGCCGAAGCGGCCGGCGUCCCGGCCGCCAAGGCCCGCGGAGAAGACAUGGCUGAAGUCCGGCCACCUCGCACAGCAGCGGAAGACCUUUGUGCAGCGAGAGAACGAGAGAAACCGACAGCAAGCAGCGGCCGAAGAGGCUUCAAUCUGGGGGCAUCGCAGGACCAAAUCAGUCGCAGCGAGCCACAUGAUCGAUAGGCAGACGAACAUCUCUGCUUGCCAUCGCAGAGCUGUUUCCAUGAGGGACAGCAUUGUCGAUAACGACAGGGCGUAUAAUCUCUUGAAAUGCUUGGACAGCGGGCUGCGACUCUGGUGCAAGCUCUCAUCAGAUGGAUACGACAGCAGUAUUCUAAUCUCUGAUAAGACAGGUAACCUUCUUGAAGUAGCAGACGACACGCAGACCACAGUGAUUUGCCGCAUGGACGGAGCAGUGCGGUGUCGAGUCGACAUCUCAGAAGCAAUAUGCGUCUAGGUCCUUAGGCUGGAAUCAAGGAGCAGGAUGGGAGGGGCGAAGAUUGUGAGUGGGAGUUAUCGGAAUCCCCAGCAUUUGACACCUAAUUGGGUUACAGCCAUAGGUCCAUUUUUUUGAGUAUUUACUAAUCUUUUCACUCGCCACUGGAGCUCUAUAUGUACGCCGAUAUCCAACCUGAUGCAUCAUUUUGACUUUCUUGUCAUUUUCUCAGUAGGACACUGAUUUCGGUGAGAAUUUCUCUGAAAUGUCAUCCCACAGCUUAACAUUGAUCGUCUCUCAAAUGAGUCUUAACUCAGUUCCAGGGUAAAGCACGAUUUCGUCAAGACCAAAUAUUUCUCUCAGAGGACAUUUUUUUAGACGAAGUGAAUAUUCAGAACAAUAAUGCUAGAGGCCUCGGGUCUUUCCUAAAAUAUACAAACCACAUCGUUGAUUUGGUAGAAAUAAUUGCGAAAAAGCUAACGAGCACACUUAUUUUUUGGUGUAAUUUCGUUCUGGGUCAGCCUGUAGGUUUAAAAUUAUCACAGAUGCAAAGACGGUUCCUUGAAAAAAAUGUGCCAAAAUGAACGCUUGACACACACAUCGUCUCGUUCAGUUUGGAACCGCUCUAUCGGGAAUAAGUAGAACGGAAAGAGCACAAGGCCACAGACCCGGGCUUUCUCAUAAAUGUUCCGGCCUCGGCUGCAGUCGGUUGCUUGGUAAUCAUCUCCGGCUGUGGAAGGCUCCGGCUUAAAGUCAAAGGCUAUGUAGGAGGUACCAGACACACAAAAUUUAUGUCUACAAAGAAUAGAAACGCUUGGCUGAAAAAAAGCAGCCUAAAAUAUCAUAAUAAUGUGUCAUGCUUGGAGCUGACUUCACCGCUGCCUUCUGCUAAAUAUUUUAUGUUAUAAGAAUUUUUAAAAAAUCGAUCAGCUUUUGCCAUGUGAGGAAAACAGUUAAAGACUUGGCUUUCAGCGGCGUUGACCUACGAGUGGCUGUAGAUGACAUGGUUUGGCCGCGACUGUUGAUCAGAGGCCGUACCGGGUAAAUUUGAGGCUGUGCAGAAAUGUUGAACUUCAAUAGAAUAUGACUGACUAUAAUUUGUCAAGUCCGCAAGACAUGUCUGCCUGAACAUUGUGUGACCUGUUAAGAUGGCAUAAGCUCCGUUGUAGGUGAUGUAUGUAGCUGAAUGCUUUUGAAUGUAUCUAGUGAUGGAGACGUCAGAAGUAAAGUUCGGCCGAAAUGCAUUUCAGAUAUUUUUCAUUUGCAGAUUCAAAGGUGAUUGUGAAUUUUAUACUUCCACCGUCAACAUGACGGACCCCUUGGCCAAUAUGAAUCUCACAAAAUCCUUGUUGGGAUUAAUAGUUUUGAUAAGUCUAAUGUUGAAUUCGUUUGGAUGAUCAUGUUCGUUGGUAGGCCGACGUUCCGAUUCAAGACAAUGCACUAAGACGGUAUAGAACCCCCAAAGGGUGAUAGUUGAGCGGAACAAUAUCAAGAAGUGAUGGCUUUUAAACAAUAUUUUUAUAUUCUAUGAGUAAUCCUUGCCUCGUCUAAUUUCAUCUUAACUUUGAUAUAUAAUUCUUUAUUGGCGAGUUCGUUGUGCAAAUGCUUGAGUAUAAUGUUCUACUCAACUUCUAUGCGACGAGAUUUUCUAUUUUCGUUUUUUAAAGACGCACUAUAUGAUUAAAGCUUUUGAAUGAUUAAAUCUGAAUUGUGCAUUUAUGCCAAAAUGAUACACCUUGUAUAAAAUUUUAAACAAAAACUGUAUUCAGAUAUGCGAAUGACCGCAAUAAAAUAUUUUGAUAUUC
Acanthaster planci (crown-of-thorns starfish) is the source of this 3383-nucleotide messenger RNA. RefSeq lists its product as uncharacterized. NCBI's taxonomy places the organism in Eukaryota, Metazoa, Echinodermata, Asteroidea, Valvatida, Acanthasteridae. The record is from RefSeq and is a predicted model, not a curated record.